CUCCUGGCCACCCUCUUCUCGACCCCUUUUUCGUCAUGCCCGUCAACAUCAAGAUCGUGAAGAAGCGCACCCACGGCUUCAAGCGCCACCAGGCCGACCGCUACAAGGGUCUCGCCAAGAAGGACUCGUGGCGCAAGCCCAAGGGUAUCGACUCGCGUGUCCGUCGCCGCUUCAAGGGCCAGCUCCCCAUGCCCAAGAUCGGUUACGGCUCGAACGCCAAGACCCGCCACGUCCUCCCUAACGGCUACAAGGAGUUUGUCGUCCACAACGAGCAGGACGUCCAGACCCUCUUGAUGGCCAACAACAACUUCUCGGCCACGAUCGCCCACGGCGUCUCGGCCCGCAAGCGCGUCGCCAUUGUCGAGAAGGCAAAGGUCCUCGGCGUCAAGGUCAACAACUCGAACGCCCGCGUCCGUGUCGAGGAGGCGUAAAGGGGCUGCCGCUGUCCUUUUGUCGCGCGCUGGAACGAGACGAUGCUGUAAUCGGGACCACCCACGAGGGUUCGUCGAG
This is a messenger RNA of Rhodotorula graminis WP1, 510 nucleotides long. RefSeq lists its product as uncharacterized. The transcript is spliced from 5 exons. NCBI's taxonomy places the organism in Eukaryota, Fungi, Basidiomycota, Microbotryomycetes, Sporidiobolales, Sporidiobolaceae. Gene Ontology annotation, cellular component: ribosome; cytosolic large ribosomal subunit. Gene Ontology annotation, molecular function: structural constituent of ribosome. Gene Ontology annotation, biological process: translation. The record is from RefSeq and is a predicted model, not a curated record. The coding region runs from base 36 to 431 and encodes 131 amino acids.